Messenger RNA from Sphaeramia orbicularis (orbiculate cardinalfish), 967 nucleotides. RefSeq lists its product as uncharacterized. The record is from RefSeq and is a predicted model, not a curated record. NCBI's taxonomy places the organism in Eukaryota, Metazoa, Chordata, Actinopteri, Kurtiformes, Apogonidae. The coding region runs from base 51 to 677 and encodes 208 amino acids. The transcript has 8 exons.
CCAAACAGAGUCGGCGCUCCGAACCCUGCAGCCUCUCACUCUGCUGUAAAAUGAGUAAUUCUGAACAAUCGUCAGUUCUCACCGAUAAUGAACCUCUUACGACAAAACCUGAUAUAAAGAUAGAGCCUAAAAUUAUCAAUGGCCACAUCUCCCAGAUACCAGGACUGUCCCCUGUGGUGUCCCCCUCUGAUGAGAGGGUCAAAGGUCGAAGAGUCGGAGUCCUAGACAGUGACUCUGAGUAUGUCAAACUUGCAAAACAAGGCGGACAUAAGGGACUUUUGUGGCACGAUGAAUCCGUUACCUCCAAACCUAUCUCCUAUAAACCUCCAGCCUGGUUCUGUACGGCUUCAGAAGACAUAAAUAACCCAAGUCUAAUUAACAGUGAAGAGAAGAAAACCCCUCGAGCUUUUCAACGGCAAGAGCCCCCCUUUGGGAGUGAUAAUAUGUCUGCUUGGGAGAGGGGUGGUAGCAGCAAUGGCAAAGAGAAGAACAACAAUCUCCCUAACAGCGAGAUGGAGAAGUUACAGACAUCAGACCACUGUCGUGAGACCGGCAAAUUCAGGAGGAUAGUUUUUGACAAGAAACCUGCUCCUGUGGACAUGUCCAAGCUGCUGAGGUUCGGUUAUGCAGAACAAGACGACAAACACACAUCCACCGCUGAUGUGUCCACGGAUUAGAAGACUGGGAAAUGGAGCCAGGUGUACAAACUGAAAUUCUUAGAACGGCGUCUGACGUUUUCAGCGAUUUUCUUUACCCAUUCAUGCUGAGCACAUCGACCCUGUUGUGUUAUCAAGUCAAAUACGCUACAGUACCAUAGACAAGUGAAGCUGCUUCCCUGAAUUAAAGCCGGGAUAUUUUAUUUAUUGCUAGAGAUCCACUGUUAACUGCAUUCUGCACUGUAAAUGAAGAGACGCUGGUUAUGUCUUAUGUUUUUUUUUUGCUUUUUUUGUGACUGUAUCUCUUCAAA